Molecule: messenger RNA, 3465 nt
Organism: Eutrema salsugineum
Lineage: Eukaryota; Viridiplantae; Streptophyta; Magnoliopsida; Brassicales; Brassicaceae
Product: receptor protein-tyrosine kinase CEPR2
Exons: 4
Coding region: 465-3392 (975 amino acids)
Biological process (GO): protein phosphorylation; hormone-mediated signaling pathway
Cellular component (GO): plasma membrane
Molecular function (GO): protein binding; ATP binding; protein kinase activity
Source: RefSeq, a predicted model, not a curated record
UCUCACGACAACCUUCUCUUGUCACUUCUCUUUUAUCUAUCCUCUCUCCAUCUUCAAAAUCUAUAUCUCUCGUAUUUCUUGGAGACAUCCUUCUCUGUAUCUGUUCUUCACAUAAUUAAUUCUAUCUUUUGAGAUAAACCAUAUAACUUCUCAUUCCAGUUUAUCUGCGAAUCAGCUGAUCUGGUGUAUUCGAAGAACCCCCUCGAAAUCAGAACUUCUUUUUGCUUUUUGUCGUUUCCAAUAGAUUUCCCUGGAAAGUAGUCCAAAGGAAGUCACCCAAAAAGGUCUUUUUUUUUCCAGGAUACCACAAAUCUUUAAAAUUUACCUUCAACAGAUUUAAGAAGAUAGUUCACCACCCUGAGAUUCUGGAUCGUUUUCAUCUAUUUCAGGUGAAUUCCAGUGCAUCGACCACAAUGAAGUCCUAAGCUCGGAACUGACCGUUUUGCCCUUAAAUAUCACCGUAAAUGACGAGAAGACCAGGCCUCCGAGGCGGCAUGCUCGCCACCGUGGCCGCCACGAUUCUCCUCUCAAUUUUCCCGCCAAAUGUCGAAUCGACCGUUGAGAAGCAAGCUCUGCUUCGCUUCAAAAACCGCCUCGAAGACCCUCACGGCGUUCUCCGAUCUUGGAAACCCUCGGACUCUCCCUGCGGAUUUCGCGGCGUCACGUGCGACCUGUUCUCCGGCGAAGUCACCGGUAUCUCUCUGGGGAACGCUAAUCUCUCGGGUUCCAUUUCUCCGGCGAUCUCGGCUCUCACAAAGCUCUCUACGCUUUCGCUUCCCUAUAAUAUCAUCACCGGCAAAAUCCCGCCGGAGAUAGUCAACUGCACAAACCUUAGAGUCCUCAAUCUCACCUCCAAUCGACUCUCCGGGACGGUCCCCGACUUUUCCUCACUGAAAAACCUAGAAAUCCUCGACAUCUCCGUGAAUUUCCUCAACGGAGAGAUUCCGAGUUGGGUUGGGAAUCUGACUCGGUUGGUUUCACUCGGUCUCGGCAACAAUGCCUACGAAGAAGGUGAGAUUCCAAAGAGUAUUGGGGGUUUGAAGAAACUGACUUGGCUUUACUUAGCUCGCUCCAACUUAAGCGGUCAGAUCCCAGAAUCGAUCUUCGAUCUACAUUCUCUCGACACUUUCGACGUCGCGACAAACGCAAUCUCAGGCGAUUUCCCGAUAUCGAUCACUAGAUUGGUGAAUCUCACCAAGAUUGAGUUGUACGACAACAGAUUCACCGGUAAAAUCCCACCGGAGAUCAGAAACCUUGUUCGAUUACGAGAGCUGGAUGUUUCCAUGAAUCAAUUGAGUGGUGUAUUACCUCGAGAAAUCGGGAAUCUCAAGGAUCUCAGGGUUUUUCACUGCAACCAAAACAAUUUCUCCGGCCAAUUUCCCUCUGGUUUCGGAGAAUUGCGUUUCCUCGCUUCGUUGUCGAUCUACAGAAACAACUUCUCCGGUGAAUUUCCGGCGAAUAUUGGCCGGUUCUCGCCGCUGGACACGGUUGAUAUAUCUGAGAACGGGUUUACAGGUCCAUUUCCUGGUUUCUUAUGCCGAAACAAUAAACUACGAUUCUUGCUCGCCCUGCAGAAUGACUUUUCCGGCGAGAUUCCGGGGUCCUACGCCGACUGCAAAUCACUCUUGAGGCUCAGGAUUAACCAGAAUCGUUUAACUGGCCAUGUUGCUGAAGGUUUCUGGGCUCUGCCACUUGCUAAGAUGAUCGAUCUCAGCGAUAACAGUCUCACCGGAGAGAUUUCUUCUCAUAUCGGACUUUCAACGGAGCUAAACCAGCUAAUUUUGCAGAACAACAGAUUUUCCGGUAAGAUUCCUCUUGAAAUCGGAAAACUGACAAAUAUAGAGAGGAUUUAUCUGAGCAACAACAGUCUUUCCGGCGAAAUCCCGACGGAACUUGGAUAUUUGAAACAGUUAUCUUCUCUGCAUCUUGAAAACAACUCAUUAACAGGCUAUUUCCCCGUCGGAUUGACAAACUGUGUCAGACUUGUCGAUCUGAAUCUUGCCAAGAACUCUUUGACCGGAGAAAUCCCCAAUAGUUUAUCUCAGAUCACUUCUUUAAACUCGCUAGACCUUUCAGGCAACGGGCUAACAGGGCAAAUCCCGACCAAUCUUGUAAAGCUGAAGCUGAGUUUCAUAGAUUUGUCUGAGAAUCAACUUUCAGGAAGAAUACCACCUGAUCUCUUAGCGGUGGGAGGAUCCACCGCGUUCUCACACAACGAGAAGCUCUGCGUCGACGAUCAUAACGCCAAAACAAGCGAGAAACCCGCUCUGAGCUUAUGCAGUGGCGACCAACGCGUGAGGAAGAGCCGAUCACUCGACGGAACUCUCUUGUUCUUGGCUCUUGCAAUAGCUCUUGUAGUGCUCGUGACUGGUCUGUUCGCUCUGCGUUACAGAGUUGCCAAGAUACGCGAGCUUGACUCGGAAAACGGAGAUGUCAACAAGGAGGAUGCGAAAUGGAAAAUAGCGUCUUUCCAUCAAAUGGAGUUGGACGCUGAGGAGAUUUGCAGGUUGGAUGAAGGGCACGUGAUCGGAGCUGGUGGUGCGGGAAAAGUGUACCGGGUUGAUCUGAAAAAGGGCGGUGGGACAGUGGCGGUUAAGUGGUUGAGGAGAGGAGAAGAAGAGGUCAACGGAACAGAGGUCUCUUUUGCAGAAAUGGAGAUUCUUGGGAAGAUUAGACAUAGAAACGUGUUGAAGCUCUACGCUUGCUUAGUCGGAAGAGGUUCUAGCUAUUUGGUGUUUGAGUUCAUGGAGAAUGGGAACUUGUAUCAGGCUCUUCGACGGAAUAUUAAAGGCGGAUUACCGGAAUUGGAUUGGCAAAAGAGGUAUAAAAUCGCGGUGGGAGCUGCUAAAGGAAUCGCAUAUUUGCAUCAUGAUUGUAGUCCUCCGAUCAUUCAUAGAGAUAUAAAGUCAAGCAACAUUUUGCUUGACGGAGAUUUUGAGUCGAAAAUAGCAGAUUUUGGAGUUGCGAAAGUUGCAGACAAGGGAUAUGAAUGGAGUUGUGUUGCUGGUACUCAUGGAUAUAUGGCUCCUGAGCUUGCUUACUCCUUCAAGGCGACGGAGAAGAGUGACGUGUACAGCUUCGGAGUGGUUCUUCUGGAGCUAGUGACCGGUCUUCGGCCGAUGGAAGACCGGUUUGGAGAGGGCAAAGACAUUGUUGACUAUGUCUUCUCUCAGAUUCAACAAGAUCGAAGGAACCUUAGGAACGUCUUAGACAAGCAAGUUUUGUCGUCUUACGUAGAAGAAAGCAUGAUCAAGGUUCUGAAAAUGGGUCUUCUCUGCGUUACGAAGCUCCCGAAUCUCAGACCAAGCAUGAGAGAGGUCGUGAGAAAGCUUGACGACGCUGAUCCAUGCGUAUCCAAUUCUGUAGACAGAACUGGAAAGAUUACAGUAUAGGUUAGUGAGUCUAUAACCGGGUAUGUAGAUUACCUGUUUUGGUCAAGACUAGUCAUAAAAAUGUUUGAAUGUU